UCAGGCCGACAUUUACGAAAUGAUAUCACUAUGGGUCAAGCCUCAGUGGAUUGCACUGACAGCAGUAAUUGCGGUCACCAUCGGGCGGAUGAUUAAGACUACGUCGUCGUCGAUAAGUCGUGGUCGGAGGAUUGCCGGGCAGUGGUCAGAUCCUAGAAAGGUUACUAUAAUUCGUUCAUUCGGCUAGGACAGCACAUUACGGCCGUAAUCCUUGCCGAUGAGUGACGUGCUUUCUAGAAGCCGAGUGGACCGGUGGUACCUUGUCAAAUUUAUAGAGUUCAAGCUCAGUGAUAGAGAAGCAGGAGCAACACAGAAAGAGGAAAAUACGCGAGAAAAUGCAGUGCCCUCGUCAAGGAUUCCUCUUUGCAGUCGGUCUUCUUUCAUACCUGUACAGAGACACGGCAGCUAUGAAACCGAAUAUAUCAUCGACAACUGAUCAGAUUAUCAUAAAAGAAGGCGAUCCUCUGCGGCUACAAUGCUCCGGCAACUCAGGCAUUUUCUUCACGUAUCCCACUGAUCUACCAUGCGAUUCUUAUACAAUCAUUUAUUACACAUCAUACUACGAAAUAAACAAAAUCCAAGACGAAUAUGGCACCUACUGGUACGACUUUCAUCGACCGAAUACAGCCUUCGGGGACACUGGUUGGUACGGUUGCUCGUAUCAUCCUAUCCUGACCACCAGACACAAUUAUUCCGACCCUGAAAUCAGCUUGGUUUACGUCUAUGUUGAAUCUGAAACUACUCAAUUUGUGGAACAUGCAUCUUCACACGUUUUAUUAACAACUGUACGCGAAAACAUUGUCAUACCGUGUAGACCAACGUCGCCAACAGCGGAGGUCAAGCUUGCUAAGUACCGCGGAUAUGGUAACGAUUACGUAAUCCCACGGUAUACUUUCGAUCCAAAACUGGGAAUUAUUCUGCACAAUUUCGAGGACGAUAAAUUCGGGGAGUACAUAUGCUACAUGGUUCCUGCUCAAAUGGUCUCUUAUGUGAUACAUUUCCAGGAGGAGAAUAGAAUGCCCGAGCCAAGAAUUGUGAAUAAUACUUUGGUGCACGUAAUAAUGGACGAAACUUUAUACUUGAAAUGUACCAUAACUAUUCGGAGGGACCAAGAACACUACGAUGGAUCUUGGAUUCCGAAGCAACUGAGCGACACCGCGGUCACUACCUGGGAGCAUAGACGGACUAUUCGAGAUGGUAUCACUGAGAUUAUGGCUUUUUUGGAGAUCACAGGUGUGACCUACAUGGACGAAGGUAUUUACGUGUGCAGAGUGAAGGACGGGAUAUAUGAGAGGUAUUCCCAAACGUACGUCCAGAUACAUGGUAUGUAGGAUCAUAAACGUUUCCACGUGAAACAUUACCACGAUAAUAACCGCUUCGCUCCCUCUGACGUGCUAUGUCACGAUGCUGAUACUGUUCAUAAAACGUCACAGACGGGGUAUCGCGCGACAUAAUGCCGCUUGUGCGAUGCCACGGACUUAUUAAGAUGGACAAUUUGGGGAGAGGGGAUACGAUUCUUCGAGCAUCGCGACUCGUUUUUAUAUGUAGAAAUUCGAGGCUGUCGGCGAGAAAAGGCAGCGGCCAGAAUGCCGGUUUACAUUAAUAUGAACGCAUAGCAAUGUUGGAAUAAAAAGGAUGACUUAACUUCUUUAUUUCUAAUU
Messenger RNA from Megalopta genalis, 1661 nucleotides. The record is from RefSeq and is a predicted model, not a curated record. NCBI's taxonomy places the organism in Eukaryota, Metazoa, Arthropoda, Insecta, Hymenoptera, Halictidae.